This is a messenger RNA of Anneissia japonica, 1484 nucleotides long. RefSeq lists its product as uncharacterized. Lineage: Eukaryota; Metazoa; Echinodermata; Crinoidea; Comatulida; Comatulidae. The record is from RefSeq and is a predicted model, not a curated record. The transcript has a single exon. The annotation marks the transcript as partial.
AUGACGGGUUCGUCGAUAGCGUUGGACACGCCGACUAAAAGCGUGGAAGCGACCGAGAGAUGUCGGUACGAUCUUUCGGAAGCCAGCUACCGAAACCUGCUUCGGUUAGAAGAGAGGUUUCCAAGCCGGUCGCGUGCAGACGAGCGUCCAUCGACGUCCGACGAUCGAGGAGAUUCCGGCGCCGCCAACGAGCUCUUCGAUGCUUUGGAACGGUACGACGACGGAGAAGAAGAGAAUGCCUUCGUCACGCCACCGACGACUACGGAGGAGUUGGAGAUCGCGCCGUUACCCGCGGAGCGUGCACCGCAGCAACUGGAGCAACAGUAUGCGGAAUCCGUGUUGGAUUCCGAAGCCCUCGGCGACCUUCCCGUGAUCACUGAACCUGAGGAAACGACGGGAACUGGAAGGAGAGUAAGCGACCGCGAAGGCCCUCCAUCCAAUCUCCCGUACGACUUCAAUUCGCAGGACUAUCGCGACAUGGAAGAAAUAAUCGAAAGAGAAGCUGCCAACGAGGACGACGACGCCGGCGACGACGGCGGGGCAGCGACGCCGACGGGAGAUCUUCCACCUUACGCGGACGAGGAAAGUUCGCUAUUGACGCCAAACGUGAGGUGGGUGGACGCCGACUGGAAGCAGUACACUUCUGGAUUCCUUCGGGAAAACGAAAACGACGAUCUGGAGUGGGAUCCGUCUCAAGACGGUCGACGAUUUCCAGACGAACCGGAGACGCACGCGAGACCCACGUCGUCGUCUUCGACGCCGGCGACUCCCAAGUCCGUCGCGCUGGAAGAUCUCGAUGCGCAACGUCGAGAAUCGGCGAAGGAGAACGAACGUACGUUGGAACUGGGCAACCAGAAGCUGAACGAGGUGCAAGACAAACUUGCGGAAAAGGAACGAGAACUCACCGAAGCCAGAGUCGUCAUACAGAAAUUAAAAGACGAAAUACACGAGGCGAAGAUGUCCGCGUUGAGAGAAUCGUCCGACGUUCGCAGCAUCGCGGAGGAAGAUGUCGAACGUCUCAAGACCGAACUCGCUUCCAAGACGGAUGCACUGAAGGAAAGGGAUCUGGACGUGGUUCGCUUGGAAUCGGAUCUGAAAGCCGCGAGGAGAAAGUCGAAGCAGCCACCACCUGAAGAGAGCGGACUCGAGCUGCAGCAAAAGCUGCAGGAAGCCGUCCGCAAACUGAAAGACCGAGAGAGAUCGCACGCCGACUUGGAAGAGGAGUUGGAAGAGAAAGACGACAAAAUCAGCGCGCUGAAAAAAGAGUCGACGCUCGCCAAGACCGCGAUGUCCAUGUACGAAAAGCGGGUGGACGUCUUGGAAAAAAACCUGAAAACGGCUUGCAAGCGAUACGACGAGGAAGUGAAAAGCAGACGGAUUGUGGAGGCGGCCGCGAAAAAGGCAGACGAGCACGCGCAAUCCAUGGCCGACAAGAUCGUCGAAUUGCAGCGAGAACUGUUAAGACGGCAACCCGAAGAGUCGUU